This is a messenger RNA of Lactuca saligna, 2550 nucleotides long. The record is from the annotation of a GenBank genome assembly. Lineage: Eukaryota; Viridiplantae; Streptophyta; Magnoliopsida; Asterales; Asteraceae.
AUGUUGCAUCGACUAACUCCACGUGCAAAUGAAAACCUGAUUGGAAUAGAGGCUCGCAUGCAAGAUUUGAAAUCAAAGUUAGACAUUGGGUCGGGUGGUGUGCGCAUGAUUGGAAUAUGGGGUGUUGGGGGUGGUGGUAAGACAACUCUUGCAUCUUCUGUUUAUAGUGAAAUUUCUAGCAAGUUUGAAGGUUGCUGCCAUGUUGAAAAUAUUCGACAGAAAUCAAUGAAAAAUGGUUUGGAAAUUUUGCAAGAAAAAAUUCUUUCAUGUGUCUUGAAACAAAAGGAAAUAGAAGUAAACAGUGUUGAAGAAGGAAGAUGCUUAAUACAUAAUAGGCUUCGCUGUAAAAAUGUGUUGCUUGUUCUUGAUGAUGUCGAUCACCUUGACCACUUACAAGCAUUAGCCGGAUCACAUAAUUGGUUUGGUGAAGGAAGUCGAAUAAUUAUUACAACUCGAGAUGUGCAUUUAUUAAAUGCUCAAAAAGUGGAUGUGGUACACGAGAUUAGGUUGUUAAACAAUGAUGAAGCUAUUGAGCUCUUUUACAAACAUGCACCUCCAAAUUACAAAGCUAUAGAAGAUUUUAAACUGUUGUCAAAAGAUGUGGUUUCUUAUGCUGGUGGGCUUCCGUUAGCACUUAAAGUUCUCGGUUGUUUUUUGUGUGACAAAGACAUUAAUGAGUGGAGGAGUGCAUUAGCAAGGCUGAAAGAGAUCCCGGAGAUUGAUAUUGUGGAAAAGCUAAAAAUCAGCUAUGAUGGACUUAAAAUGGUUGAGAAAAAGUUGUUCCUUGAUAUUGCAUGUUUCUUCAGAGGGCAGUAUAACAAUGAAGGGAUAAUGGCGAUGCUUGAUGCUUGUGGUUUUCAUCCAGUUAUAGGCAUAAAGGUGUUGGUACAAAAGGCUCUCAUAACUAUUUCUCCUUAUGGAAGGUUUGAUAUGCAUGAUUUGGUACAAGAAAUGGCAUACUACAUUGUUAGAGGGAAACACCCUAAGAAUCCUGAAAAACAUAGUAGAGUUUGGAAGAAGGAAGAUGUUCUAAAAAUGUGUGCUAUGGAUGCGACCAUGGAACUUGACAUGAUUGAAGCAAUAAGAUUUGAAUGCAAUAGGUAUGAUCCAGUAGAACUUUUUCCUCCGCUUGUUGCAAACAUGAAAAACCUUCGGUGGAUUGAUUGGAGAGGUGAUCUUGCAAGCCCGUUUCCUACCAACUUUCCACCAAGGGAGCUUUGUUGUCUAAAGUUAGAUGGCAUCUCACAAAAACAACUUUGGCAGGGUUAUAAGAAUCUGCCAAAUUUGAAAAUCCUUGAACUUUGUGGUUUGGAUAAACUAAUUAUGACACCAGAUUUUGAUGGACUGCCGAGCCUUGAAAGAUUCAAGCUUACUGAAUCUUCCAAUUUAGAAGAGAUUCAUCCAUCAAUUGGACGCUUGGAAAAUCUUGUUUUCUUAUCUGUAGAAAAUUGUGAUCGUCUUAAGAUGUCUCCACCCAUUACCCGAGUAAAGAAACUUGAGACGCUUACCUGUUCAUGGUGCCCCAAACUUUUUAUGUUUUCGGAUAUCCAUAGUGGCAGAGAGCUUGUAUCCUUUAAAAGGAAACCACUAGGGUUGCGAUUUCUUCAUAUAGGCUUAAAAAAGUUGGAUCUCAGCUACUGCAAUUUGAGGGAUGAAGACAUUGGUUGUGAAAUUUGGGAUUUGUCCAACUUGCAAAGACUCAAUCUAAGAGGAAAUAACCUUUCAAGAUUAGAUUUUAGUCAUCUGCGAAUUCCUCGGCUCAAAUGGCUCGAUAUUUCAUAUUGCGAAGGCCUUGUAGAAUUGUCAGAGCUCCCAUCAAGUAUAGCUAUUCUUAUAGCGGAUCAUUGUUCUUCACUCGAAACAAUUGGAGAUAUUUCAAAGUGUAAAUGGAUAUGGAAAGUUUUACUUCGGGGGGAAAACAAACUAGGUUCAAAUGGUAGCGAGAUAUUACUCGACUCGAUGCUCCAGGGAAAUGCUAUCGAAAAUUACUUUAUCCAUGUGACUCUUGAACAUCACAUGAUUUCAACAUGGUUCAUGGUUAGGUUCUUUAGGACAUCUAUACAAACUUCAAUACAUCUUCCUGAUGAUUGGUACAAUGACUUUUGUGGGUUCUUGAUAUGCGUCGAUACCGACAUGAAAUAUCCUAUUGUAAAUAUAAUCAUCAAGCACGAUCUCAAUGCUCAAGCGGGUGAACAACUAAUUAAUAAAGCCUUAGACAAUUCUAUCAAGUCUUUUACAGAGGAUAUAGAGACACUAUUAUCCAUAGGAUAUGUCUCAUUCAGUUCAUUGAUGCACACCACAUUAUCGACUACAUCAUACAAUGCAAUUUCAUUUUCCAUACAAAACAAAUAUUGUAAUUUGUUAGAAGCCCGUGUUGUAAUUGAGCUCAUACCAAGGAAAAGAAAAGGUGACCAGCUGCUAAAAACAAAAGUCACAACAGAUCGCUCAGAAUUUUGGGAUGAGGAUGAUGAUGUUAGAAAGACAUUUAGGAUCCAACAUGAUUCAAGCUCCUCUAUCAAGAUUGUAUGGCAUCCAUACAACUGGUAUUGA